This is a messenger RNA of Scylla paramamosain (green mud crab), 387 nucleotides long. RefSeq names its product longitudinals lacking protein-like. The transcript is spliced from 3 exons. Gene Ontology annotation, cellular component: nucleus. Bases 1 to 387 code for a protein of 128 amino acids. The record is from RefSeq and is a predicted model, not a curated record. Gene Ontology annotation, molecular function: protein binding. Gene Ontology annotation, biological process: regulation of transcription by RNA polymerase II. Lineage: Eukaryota; Metazoa; Arthropoda; Malacostraca; Decapoda; Portunidae.
AUGGGGGCAGACCAGCAGUUUUGUCUUCGCUGGAACAAUUUUCACUCCAACAUAACUACCGCCUUCGAGUCGCUGCGAGACGAUGAAGACUUCGUUGACAUCACGCUGGCUUGUGAAGGGCGCCAGAUAAAAGCCCACAAGAUGGUCCUCAGUGCCUGUAGUCCAUACUUCAGAAGUUUGCUUAAGGAUGUGACCUUCGCCAACUUGACCUCCAUCCUGGACUUUAUGUACCACGGGGAGGUCAAUGUGUCGCACAAUGAGCUAGCGACCUUCCUCAAGACGGCGGAGGCCCUGAAGGUGCGAGGCCUGGCCGAGGACGAGAAGAAAAAGGACUCGGAGGGCUACAAUGAGAGCAGCUCUCCCCCCAUCUCGGGGCGAGCCCCCUGA